This is a messenger RNA of Dioscorea cayenensis subsp. rotundata (Guinea yam), 834 nucleotides long. RefSeq lists its product as uncharacterized. The record is from RefSeq and is a predicted model, not a curated record. The transcript is spliced from 3 exons. NCBI's taxonomy places the organism in Eukaryota, Viridiplantae, Streptophyta, Magnoliopsida, Dioscoreales, Dioscoreaceae. The coding region runs from base 1 to 834 and encodes 277 amino acids.
AUGGACAGUCCGAAUUUCAGACGUGAAGGUAGUACCUCUAAGGGUGGUGCAAACAAGCGGGGAACUCCUAACAGGCACUGGAAACCAAAUUUUGAUAAUUUCUUAGUACUUCUAGUAGAACAAGUUCAAAGGGGACUUAAAUGUGAUAAAUCCUUCAAAAGAACUGCAUUCUCAUAUGCUGCAAGCACAGUAAAUGCACAUUUCAGGACUAAUUUCUCUACCGAUAACGUGGAGAACCAUUACAGGACACUAAAAGCGCGUUAUGUAGAAAUAAAAAAGGUCAAGGUUCUUAGUGGGGCAAGGUGGGAUGACCAGAACAAGGUCAUCAUAUUUGACCCACUUGUUGUUGCUGCCUACGUCGAGGCGCACCCGGGAGUGAAAGCCUUCAUCAACAAACCUAUCGAGAACUAUGAAGGGCAUAGGGUGUAUUCUGAUUCUGGCGAGCGGUCUGAGAAUGAAGGAUUUAAGAUGGAUAAUGUUAACUCAGUCCCUGUUAAUGUAAGUGAUGAGGAACCGGAUGUGAACUCCACUCCGGCCGUGCUUAAUUACCCUGUGAUGCCAUCUACCAUUAGGCUAGUACAUUCGGCCAGAGGUGAAAGCACUAGAAUGUUAGACCUAACCAUGGAUAGAAUGUUGGCCGCAUUACAGAACCCAACACUCUUGUCUGAAAUUUUAUAUACUAGAGUCAUUGAGGUGGAUGAUUUCAAUUACAAGGUGCUUGUGGAGGUCUUUGACUACUUUCAGGAACAGGAAUCUAUCGCCUGUGGCUUCAUGGCAAGAGAUGUGGAUCUUAGGAAAGAUUGGAUUGACAACUUCCUUACUAGCAUGGUCUGA